Messenger RNA from Malania oleifera, 932 nucleotides. Its product is annotated as large ribosomal subunit protein uL22y. The transcript is spliced from 7 exons. Gene Ontology annotation, cellular component: ribosome; cytosolic large ribosomal subunit. Lineage: Eukaryota; Viridiplantae; Streptophyta; Magnoliopsida; Santalales; Ximeniaceae. Gene Ontology annotation, biological process: cytoplasmic translation. The record is from RefSeq and is a predicted model, not a curated record. Gene Ontology annotation, molecular function: structural constituent of ribosome. Bases 224 to 775 code for a protein of 183 amino acids.
CACGAGCCCACGACUCCAGAGAAUGCCCAUAAGAAAGCUGGGCUGGGUCACAUAAGAAACCCACUGGCCAAGCCCAAUACUAACGCUCAAAACCCUAGCAGCCGACGCCAUCGUUAGGGUUUCCUUCUCUUAUAUACUGCGCAAUCCCCUCUCCCAUUUUUCACUUGGCUGUGGGCGGAGCAUUAUCAUCAUCAGCAGCACAGCAGCAGCAGCAGCAGCAGCCAUGGUGAAGUAUUCGAGGGAGCCAGACAACCCCACGAAGUCCUGCAAAGCAAGGGGUUCCGAUCUUCGAGUUCAUUUUAAGAAUACACGGGAGACUGCCCAUGCAAUUAGAAAGUUGCCUUUGGGCAAGGCUAAAAGGUAUUUGGAGGAUGUCUUGGCCCACAAGCAAGCCAUUCCAUUCCGACGGUUUUGUGGUGGUGUUGGGCGAACUGCUCAGGCAAAAAACCGCCAUUCGAAUGGUCAAGGACGCUGGCCUGUUAAAUCUGCAAAGUUUAUUCUUGAUUUACUCAAGAAUGCUGAGAGUAAUGCAGAUGUGAAAGGUUUGGAUGUGGAUUCCCUUCAUGUAUCUCACAUCCAGGUAAACCAAGCCCAGAAGCAGAGGCGUCGCACAUACCGUGCCCAUGGAAGAAUCAACCCCUACAUGUCAUCUCCGUGCCACAUUGAGUUGAUUUUGUCUGAGAAGGAAGAACCUGUCAAGAAGGAGCCUGAGACCCAGCUGGCGCCUAGAAAAGGAAAGAAGUCUCAAGCGCUAAGGAGUGGCGCAUCUUCCUGAAACUGCAAGGUUUAGAAUUACUAAGAUGUUGCGCCGCAUGUGCUGUUUACUAUGUGAACAUUUUUGUUUUGCUUUUUUGACAUGGUUUUUCAUUUCAUCAGAUGUUUAAUUUCAAAGUUGAUGGAAUCAUUUAUAAAGUAUUUUAUUUUUGGAUUUU